This is a messenger RNA of Vitis riparia (riverbank grape), 1598 nucleotides long. RefSeq lists its product as uncharacterized. Gene Ontology annotation, molecular function: acid phosphatase activity; ferric iron binding; ferrous iron binding. The record is from RefSeq and is a predicted model, not a curated record. The coding region runs from base 220 to 1110 and encodes 296 amino acids. The transcript has 10 exons. NCBI's taxonomy places the organism in Eukaryota, Viridiplantae, Streptophyta, Magnoliopsida, Vitales, Vitaceae.
CAGUCCAUGAUAUAAACGAACUGUAGAGGCAUUUCCCUUCAAUAAUGGGUCCUGCCUGCCAUCUGGAGCUUCAUUAGCGAAUAUCUGAAUCAAGCAAUUGAUAACACUGAGGAAAGUAGAGAUACGGGUGACGACUGUUACAUUCCUCAGAUAUCUUCAGAUCUAUGAGUGAAAUCGAUUACCAGUUGAAGAGCUGAGGCUGUGAGACCUGUGUUAACAAUGGGGAAACCUUCAUGGGUUCGCACUGUUAUCACACAGUUGUCUCUCUGCUUGGCUGUCUUGCUUGCAUUCAACUUGGGUCGGCCUUGGGAGAAGCCCAUGUCCCAGAGCAGCAGUGGCAGUAGCAGGCCUCUUGACCUUUACUUUAUCAGUGUUAGAGGAGGAUUUAGACCUCUUAAUCAACAGACCCAUCUUCUCAAACAGAUGGAGAAGGCUGCAAAGACUUAUGAGGCAAGGUUUGUGAUAAACAUUAGUGAACUUGGGGAAGACGAUCCACUCACACAGAAUGGUACUUGGCGUUUUUCAACACUGAAAGUUCCCUGGUACAGUACCAGAGUUUCAAGAGGACGAGGAACAGGUUACUUCCUAAAGCAGAUCAAAAUACCUUUUGGGAAAACCUUAGACAUUAUUGGUUUGGAUACUGGGGCAUUUAAGGAUUUUAUGCUUAUGAAUCCGUUAAAUGGUGCUGGAAAUGAUCAAUUACACGGGCUGACAAAGACACUAGAAACAUCAGAUAGCGACUGGCGCAUAGUUGUUGGUUUCUGCUCAUUGGCUGUUUGUGAAGGAAACAGGGAACGAAUAGAAAUACAACUUUAUGAGCAUCUACACCAUAUUUUUUAUAAGUUUGGAGUGGAUGUUUACCUGAGUGGGGAGGGAUGUAGUGACUAUGCUCGUACAGAUAGUAUAGCCUACAUCAGGAACCCAGGUUCAAUAGAUGAAAAACUUCCUCUUGCUUCUGUAAAUGGAAUAUCAGGUUUUAGUAAGGGAAUGGUUAAUGGGUUCCUUCUUCAUAGAGUCAGCUCCUUAGAGAUUGAAACCUACUUUGUUAACUCAGCAGGGGAAGUUGUGCAUGAUAUAGUACUUCAACAGAGGGGCAAGGCAGCCAUGUAAUUUCUCGGCAAGGGGAAACUGUUAGGUGUAAAUAAGGAGGAGGAGCUAGCUUUGGAUGAUGGGCUAACCAUUUUGGUUUGCAUCUUCACAUAUUGAUAAAAGGGCUUGGCAGCCAUGGGAAGAUGGAGGUCUGGCAUUGCCUAUGCUGACAUUUGGUAAUGAAGAAGUAAUUCUGCUUUCAUGGGGCUAUAAAUAGAUACCAUGGGACCACAUAAAGCUAUGUGGACAAGGCUUGUAAUUUUUGCAGACCUGCCUUUACCAGGCUCUCAUCAAGUAAUCUCUUCCUUUCCUUCUUUCAUCUUGUUUAACCAUUUUGGAGCUAGUAGAUAUGAAGCUUGGUUAUUUGGGAACUUGGGAGUAGAGUCUGUGUAGCUAUGGCAUGUAGGUUUGAGAGGGUGAUGAUGGUUGAUUCCAUGGUGUUAUACGAAUCCUUGGUGUAUGGCUUUUAAUAAAUGGUUGCUGGGAUGAUGGUUCCAGGCUUGAGAUUU